AUGGCUCUACUAGUAGACAAGCACCGCCCACGAUCCCUCGACAAGCUGAGCUAUCACCACGAUCUCUCCGAGCGUCUACGCGCACUGGCACAAAGCGGAGACUUUCCCCACCUCCUCGUCUACGGUCCCUCGGGGGCAGGCAAGAAGACUCGCAUUGUCGCAACCCUCAAAGAGCUCUACGGCCCCGGGGUCGAGAAGAUCAAGAUUGACUCGCGCGUCUUCCAGACGACCAGCAACCGCAAGCUCGAAUUCAACAUCGUCGCCUCGGUAUACCACCUCGAGAUCACGCCGUCAGAUGUCGGGAACUAUGACAGAGUGGUGAUCCAGGACCUGCUGAAGGAGGUCGCGCAGACGCAGCAGGUGGAUCUGAGCGCGAAGCAGAGGUUCAAGGUUGUGGUUAUCAAUGAGGCAGAUCACUUGACUAGGGAUGCACAGGCGGCAUUGAGGCGGACCAUGGAGAAGUACAGUCCGAACCUGCGGCUCAUACUGCUGGCGAACUCGACGAGCAACAUCAUCGCACCCAUCCGCUCGCGAACGCUACUCCUACGAGUUGCGGCGCCGACUGAGGAUGACAUUUGCAAGGUCCUCAAGAAUGUGGGCGCCAGGGAGAACUAUAAGGAUGUGGAGGCUCUGAACAAGAGAAUUGCCAAGGAGAGCGGGAGAAAUCUCAGGCGAGCACUGCUGAUGUACGAGGCUGUGCAUGCGCAAAAUGAGGAUGUCAAUGAGAGGACGCCGAUACCUCCACCGGACUGGGAGGCCUUGAUUGAGCAGAUUGCCAGUGAGAUUGUGGCAGAGCAUUCGCCGGCCAGGAUCUUGCAGGUCAGGGCGAAGUUGUAUGACUUGCUCACGCAUUGCAUACCGCCUACGACAAUCUUGAAGACCCUUACAUUCAAGCUAAUACCGAAGGUCGACAAUGCCUUGAAGGCUGAGCUCAUCAAGUGGUCGGCGUUCUAUGAACACAGGAUACGAUUGGGAAGUAAACACAUUUUCCAUCUGGAAGCAUUUGUUGCGAAGUAUAUGCGCAUCGCAGAGAGUCACGAGAUGGGCAUGGACUUUUGA
Coniosporium apollinis CBS 100218 is the source of this 1059-nucleotide messenger RNA. RefSeq names its product replication factor C subunit 5. Gene Ontology annotation, molecular function: ATP hydrolysis activity; DNA binding; DNA clamp loader activity. NCBI's taxonomy places the organism in Eukaryota, Fungi, Ascomycota, Dothideomycetes. The coding region runs from base 1 to 1059 and encodes 352 amino acids. Gene Ontology annotation, cellular component: Elg1 RFC-like complex; DNA replication factor C complex; Ctf18 RFC-like complex. Gene Ontology annotation, biological process: DNA-templated DNA replication; DNA repair. The transcript has 6 exons. The record is from RefSeq and is a predicted model, not a curated record.